AUGUCUGCUACCAACACCAUCACCGAUGCAUCUGAUGCCGUCGCCGCUGACAGCACCAAUACCAACACUCCUUUCGAUCUCGCCAAACAGGAAGCUUUCAAGAAGAUAGCUGCGGAGAAAGAGGCCAAGCGCAUUGAAAAUGUUGCUAUCCAGAAGAGGAAGCUCGAAGCUGCUAAGCAAAAGGCGGCGCAAGAGUUGAUGUCCAAGGGCAAAAAUGCAAUACUCAAGGCCCAGCCCAACAGACCCUCACGACGACCGGCGAAGAAGAACCGAAAACCGCUUCCUCCUCCUGCCAACCGGACUCACGCAAUCGAAGCGACUAUGGAGAAAACCAAAGCUAGCGCUGAAGAGAAACGUAUUGCCCCUCUGCGAGUUGUUCGCCCAAGCUACAGCUAUAGCGACAUCGUCGAGCAGCGCGUUGUCGAUGGCGUCGUUGAGCGCAUCACUCAUACCAACCAUUCUGCGCAUCAUUCUUGUGCCGUCCACAGCCACGACGACGGUAUCCAGCAGCGCAUGGCAGACAGCGACACUGAACCUAUCUUCCAGCCCGCUGAUGCGCCCGAGACUGCCCAGUCUGAUACCGAUGUUGAGUCAAAUACGGCCACGGAACCCGAUACUGAGUCAGACGAAGACGCUCCUCAACUAGUCCAAGAGCGUGCCUCUCCUGAGCAGGUCACUGUCGCUGGAGACGACGACGAUUUCGCCGAAGCUUCCACUGCACUACCCCACAUCUAUGUCACUACUCCGAUAGAUGAUGCGGAUGAGGAGCCUUCGAUGACUGAAACUUUGGCUGAGGCGGUUGACACGUCGUCCGAGCCAACCAAGGUGACUGGCGCUGAAAAGUCGACUUGUAGCCCUUCGGCGAUCCUGUCGAUGCCAAACUCGACUCUAUACCCUUCGCGCCUAUCCCGCGACGAAGAGGCUAAGUUGGUCGCUUUGCACGUCGCGCCCAUCGUACUGCCGGUCGCUGAAGCUAAGCAGCAGAAGCUUAGUAAGGCUGAGAAGAAGGCAGCUAAGACUUCUGAGGCAUCUAAGAAGGUGGCCACGACGAAGUCCGAUGUGGUUCAAAAGCUUCCCGAAACCGACUUUGCUGAGACUACGAUGGAUCGCACGGAGCCCAGUGUCAUUCCAGAUGAGUUUGAUCACGUCGCUUUACUGCUUGCCAGGCCCAAUGGCUCUGGUGUGACCACAGAGUCUCGCGACCUUCACGAGAAGCUCGUCGCGCUUCAUGUCGCUCCACCUUCGCUGCCAGUCACUUUCCACAAGCAACAGAAGACCCCAACGGCCAAGUCAAAAGCUACCAAAGCUGACCAGAAGAAGACUGUCACUGUUGAAGAAAAAAAGCAGGACUUUGUCGCCUCUCUCCUCUCCAAGUCUAAUGGUCUAGGCGAGACCAAAAUGACGCGCGACUUCCAUGAGAAGCUGGUUGCGCUUCAUGUCGCUCCUCUCUCGCUGCCGGUUAUUGUGUCAAAACAACAGAAGACUAGCCAAAAGGCUACCAAAGCCGACCGAAAGAUCCAUACAGCGGUUGAGAAGAAGAAGCCUGACUUUGUCGCCUCUCUUCUUUGCAAGCCGAACGGUCCGGGUGAACACAAAGGGACCCGCGAUCUUCACAACAACCUUGUGGCUAUGCAUGUAGCGCCAAUCGAAGUUUCGGUUCCCAAAGAACAGCAGAAGAUUGAUAAGAAGGCUAAAAAGACCUAUGAUCCUAUCCAGCCUCCCAUCGCUGAGCCUGAUGCCGUCGAUGCACCGGUCAUGAACAUGGAGCCUGCUAUGAUUAAGAAGCUUGUCUCUGUUGUCGAAGAACUUAAUAUAAAUGAGGCCACGCGUGAGGAGCCGUCCAUCGUCAUUGCGCCUCCUAUCCACGGGUUCUGGCAAACCGUUCUUUCCAAACCCACUACCACCAAAGCCACCACCGUCGAGCAAUCCGUAAUCAUCCCCGACUCAUCCUCGGAGUCCGACACCAUAGAAUCAUUCAGAACCUCCAGCCCCUCCUCAACCCCCUCCACCCCAUCCAUCCGCCGCGCAGCCUCAAAAGCACGCACCACCCUCCUCGGCGCCACCUCUCUAGAAACCUUCGUCACCACCCUCGACUUCGAACUCUGGGACGGCACAACGACAAAAGAAGAUAUCUGCGAGACCUUCGCAUCCCUGGCCGGUCACCCCACAACUACUACUACUGGGUUGGAUACCGCCAAGAUCCAGCGGAAGAUCAAGUUGGGAAGUACGUCGCUGUACGCGUUUCUGCGUCAGAUUACGUUCAUGGAGGAUGACGUGACGGUUGUGGGGGAGGUGAUGAGGGUGUUUAGGAAGGCGGCGAGGGAGCAGGUGACGGAUUCGAAACUGGAAGUUGCGCUGUGGCUUGCGGAGGAGACGGAUGAGGGGGAGGGUAGGAGACGGGGGAGGCGCGAAGAGUGGGCUUCGAUGGCUGGUGGGGUUUAG
Messenger RNA from Alternaria arbusti, 2442 nucleotides. RefSeq lists its product as uncharacterized. The coding region runs from base 1 to 2442 and encodes 813 amino acids. The record is from RefSeq and is a predicted model, not a curated record. NCBI's taxonomy places the organism in Eukaryota, Fungi, Ascomycota, Dothideomycetes, Pleosporales, Pleosporaceae. The transcript has a single exon.